Salvia splendens (bonfire salvia) is the source of this 1071-nucleotide messenger RNA. Its product is annotated as SAP-like protein BP-73. Bases 77 to 895 code for a protein of 272 amino acids. Gene Ontology annotation, biological process: DNA-templated transcription termination. The transcript is spliced from 3 exons. The record is from RefSeq and is a predicted model, not a curated record. Lineage: Eukaryota; Viridiplantae; Streptophyta; Magnoliopsida; Lamiales; Lamiaceae.
UCUGGUAGAUGUGGUGUAUGUGAAUUCCAGACUUCUUUGCUGAAUCUUUGCAGUUUAUUCUUACUCGCCAGAAAAUAUGGGAGGAUGCCUUCUCAAUCCUCAUUCCGUUCUUCAAUUUCCGUCGCUCUCUGCAUUUGCCCCACUCAGAUUCCGGCAACCAUACUUCUCAAUUAAAGAAAUAUCUGAUCGAUCUUUGGUAUUGAGCAUAAGAGCUGAUGAUGGAAAGAAAGGAAUGCAUAAUAAAAAGAACCCUUAUUCGGGAAGGGCACCUAAAACAGAUGGGGCAGAUGAUGGUGCUCAAUCUUCAUCUCUGUCGCCUAACAAGGAAGAAAUCCUAGCCCUCUUUAAGAGAAUACAAUCUUCGAUCUCUAAAGGGGAGUCAGUAAAUCCCAAGAAGAGAACUCCCAAGACGGCUGAAGAUAGGCUCUCUCCAUCGCCCUCAACCUCGGCUGAAUCAAUUCUGGAUGUUCUUCAUCAAUCAAGAACACAACAAACACAACAAAAAGGGAAAUCUGUAGCCAAGAAAGGCGAUAGAUUCCUCGAUACUCAAAAGGAUUCGUUGAAGGAGAAGGAGACUGCUGCAGCUGCAGCUGCAGAACAUAUAACAAGGCCACCAUCAAGUUUCACCAGGAGGUCUCCAAUACGCUCUCUGUCAAGCCCUAGAAAACAAGUUCAGUCACCUACUAUCGCAAUUCCAAGGGAUGAAACUGAGCUGACAAAUGAAACAUCACAAAUAGACGAUGACAGUGAUCAUCAAGCCGUAAAGUUGGCAGAAAUGAAACUUCCCGAGCUAAAAGAAGUUGCCAAAUCCAAAGGGAUCAAGGGCUAUUCCAAACUCAAGAAGAGCGAGCUCGUAGAGCUCCUAAGCAAGUCGCUGACUGACGCCUCUCCUUGAAUCUAAGUUGUUCAAUGACUGUUAAUGCUUGAACUUACCUUAACUUUCAACCUUUUUCCAUUUCCAUAUUCAUUAAUUUGUAGAAGGGCGCUUUAGUCUGUCAAGAAUUCUCCAUUUGCUUCCAUUUUUAUGUAUUCCCAACACAUUUUGAUUAAUUGAUAUGGCCAUUGCUGAUC